CUCUGCUGGAUGCUACUCUUCUGUUUAGAAGUGGGAUUCCAUGUUACAUCAGCCCUGUGAUCCUGCUGCUCAUGUGCUACUUGAAGUGGAUUUGGAAGAAAGACUUCAUGAGUUGGACCUUAGAAGUGAUUCAGAUAUUCCUGAUGUUCCUCCACCAACAGACAGCACUCCAGAAAUCCUCAAGAGGGCUUUGUCAGGCUUGUCUGCCAGAUGGAAAAAUUGGUGGAUUCGUGGAAUUCUCUCCCUAGCUAUGAUUUCUGGGUUUUUCCUGAUUAUAUAUCUGGGAUCGUUUAUGCUGAUGCUUCUGGUCUUAAGCAUCCAGGUGAAGUGCUAUCAUGAAAUCAUUACUAUUGGUUACAGAGUCUACCACUCCUAUGAUUUACCAUGGUUUAGAUCCCUCAGCUGGUACUUUUUGCUGUGUGUGAACUACUUCUUUUAUGGAGAGACAGUAGCUGAUUACUUCGCUACGUUUGUGCAAAGAAGAGAACAGCUGCAGUUCCUCAUUCGUUACCACAGAUUUAUAUCUUUUGCACUCUAUUUAGCAGGAUUCUGCAUGUUUGUUUUGAGUUUAGUGAAGAAACAUUAUCGUCUGCAGUUUUACAUGUUCGCAUGGACUCAUGUCACUUUGCUGAUCACUGUAACUCAAUCUCAUCUUGUCAUCCAAAAUCUCUUUGAAGGCAUGAUCUGGUUUCUGGUUCCAAUUUCAAGUGUCAUCUGCAAUGACAUUACCGCUUAUAUUUUUGGAUUUUUCUUUGGCAGAACUCCAUUAAUUAAGCUGUCUCCCAAGAAGACCUGGGAAGGGUUCAUUGGAGGAUUCUUUUCCACUGUUAUAUUUGGAUUUAUUUUUUCCUAUUUUUUGGCUCAACAUCAGUACUUUGUCUGCCCUGUGGAAUACAACAGUGAAACCAACAGAUUUGUGACAGAGUGUGAACCUUCAGAGCUCUUCCAAAUGAAGAAGUACUCUGUGCCACCAUUACUUCAGGCUGUGCUGGGAUGGGAAACAGUGAAUAUGUACCCAUUUCAAAUGCACAGCUUUGCACUGUCAACAUUUGCCUCGUUAAUUGGGCCAUUUGGAGGAUUCUUUGCCAGUGGAUUUAAAAGAGCUUUCAAAAUCAAGGAUUUUGCAGACACAAUCCCUGGGCAUGGUGGGAUAAUGGAUCGCUUUGAUUGUCAGUACCUGAUGGCCACUUUUGUCCAUGUCUAUAUCACCAGUUUCAUAAGGGGAGCACAUUUCUCAACCUUCAGCAGCCAUCGUCAACAGGCCUGGAGGGGUUGGAGGCCGUUUCGAGCAUGCAGAAGGUGCUGCAGUGGCUUGAAGUCUAUGUUCCCAGUGAUCCAGGGACCUUGGCCAAGGAGGAUGAGGACAGUGAAAACAAGACUGACAAGGGGCUGUCCCAUGAGAUAUUGGAAGAGGAUAUGCCCUCAGACACCUACGAAGACAGAAGCGGAAGCGAAGGCGUGUCAGAAGACUUCAGUGACCAAGAGCCGUUUCAAUGGGAACAGGAUGAGAACAAAACAGCAAAAGGAAAGGCUAUCAGCAAACUGCAGAGGAUAUCUCCCCCCCUGGCUGCUUCCAUGCACACCAAGGAUGAGCCAGCCAUGUGCUCAAGACACCAACGAGGGAAGGCCAGCGUCACCACACCCACAAGCGCUAGCCAGGCAGCAUAUACUCCUACCUGGGAAGCGGCCCCAGUGCCUGGAGUGCAGAGAAGAGCUCACCUCCUGCCCUCACAUCCCCCUGAAGACAGAUCUCCUUCCCUCACAGCCACCCACAGCCCGGUGCAACAGCAGCGCCCGUCCCUGUUCAGGAGGGCACUCAGGGCUGUGUGCAGGGCGCUCCUUGGCACCCACCGCCCACGGGAGCAGCAGAGCCCUGCUCCCAGUGCCAGGCAGCUGCCUGGAGAGGGCUGCUCAGCGCCUCAGCAGCGUCCUCUGAGAGAGUGACGCAGGGAUGGAUGCAGGGAUGGAUGCAGGAUGGUGCCUCAGGCACCUGGCUGUCCCCAGGCCAUCCUGCUGCCAGGCUGCUCUUGGCCAUGUCUUUGUGACGCCAGCCUGUGGUUCCCCAUCAGACAUUCUGAUUAGCUCUAGGUCAUUUUUAUUGCACGUA
Messenger RNA from Ficedula albicollis (Collared flycatcher), 2107 nucleotides. It is a transcript of the gene CDS1, whose product is annotated as CDP-diacylglycerol synthase 1. The transcript is spliced from 13 exons. Gene Ontology annotation, cellular component: endoplasmic reticulum membrane. Gene Ontology annotation, molecular function: phosphatidate cytidylyltransferase activity. The coding region runs from base 41 to 1936 and encodes 631 amino acids. NCBI's taxonomy places the organism in Eukaryota, Metazoa, Chordata, Aves, Passeriformes, Muscicapidae. The record is from RefSeq and is a predicted model, not a curated record.